Ophidiomyces ophidiicola is the source of this 1728-nucleotide messenger RNA. It is a transcript of the gene DED81, whose product is annotated as asparagine--tRNA ligase. Gene Ontology annotation, molecular function: asparagine-tRNA ligase activity; ATP binding; nucleic acid binding. The record is from RefSeq and is a predicted model, not a curated record. Lineage: Eukaryota; Fungi; Ascomycota; Eurotiomycetes; Onygenales; Onygenaceae. The coding region runs from base 1 to 1728 and encodes 575 amino acids. The transcript is spliced from 2 exons. Gene Ontology annotation, biological process: asparaginyl-tRNA aminoacylation. Gene Ontology annotation, cellular component: cytoplasm.
AUGCCGCUCGCCGUCUACAUCGACGAAGAUGUCGGCACGGACGACCAGUCCGCCGCCGGCACCGACCUGGCUCCCUACAAAACCCUCCUCUACGCCCUGCUGCAGCACCCGCCCACCCCCGCCAACGACGUCCAGUAUCUCACCCGCAAGUCAGAAACCGGCCCCGUGGCCGACGACGGCGAUGCCUCUGCACGCCUCGAGUGGAAGCCCGCCACCAAGUCCGCGAUGAAGAAGGCCACCAGCCUGUUCGAGGCGCGCAUGAAGAAAGCCGCCAAGGAGCACGACCUGGCCCUGCGCCAGCGCGAGGAGGCCGACAAGCGCCAGCGUGUGCUGGAGGACGCAAAGAAGAUUGUCAUCACCGAGAAUGCCGCGCUGCCCAAAGCCGUGCGCAUCCGCCUCGACGAGAAGGACCCGGCCACGGUGCAGCUGCGCGACGGCGACUCGCCCGGCACGCGCGUGCGGGUGCUGGGCCGUGUGCACCGGCUGCGCGCGCAGAAGGAUGUCAUCUUCGUCACGCUGGCCGACGGUUACGGGCUGCUGCAGUGCGUGUUCACGGGCGAGCUGGUGCGCACGUACGACGCGCUGACGCUGACGCUGCAGACGUCUCUGGCCAUCCACGGCGAGAUGCGCGCGGUGCCGCCCAAGCAGCACGCCCCGGACGACCGUGAGCUGCACGCCGACUUCUUCACCGUGCUCGGCCGCGCCGCCGGCGACAAGGACGCCAUCUCCACGCGCGUCGCGCCCGACGCCGACCCGCAGACGCUCUACGACAACCGCCACCUGGUGCUGCGCGGCGACACCGCCUCCGCCGUCAUGAAGGUGCGCGCCGGCGUGCUGCGGGCCUUCCGCGCCGCCUUCGACGAGCGCCGCCUGCUCGAGGUCACCCCGCCCGCCAUGGUGCAGACCCAGGUCGAGGGCGGCGCCACGCUGUUCGCCUUCGACUACUACGGCCAGCCCGCCUACCUGACCCAGUCCUCGCAGCUGUACCUCGAGACCUGCCUGCCCGCCCUCGGCGACGUCUUCUGCAUCUGCCCCUCCUUCCGCGCCGAGAAGUCGCUCACCCGCCGCCACCUGUCCGAGUACACCCACAUCGAGGCCGAGCUGGACUUCAUCGCCUUCCCCGACCUGCUCGACCACCUGGAGGCCCUGAUCUGCCGCGUGCUGGACCUGGUGCUGGCCGACCCGCACCUGGCCGCCUUCAUCCGCACCCUCAACCCCUCCUUCACCCCGCCCGCCCGCCCCUUCAAACGCAUGCGCUACGCCGACGCCAUCGACUGGCUGCGCGAGCACAACAUCCCCAACGAGGAGGGCGCCCCGCACGUCUUCGGCGACGACAUCGCCGAGGCCGCCGAGCGCAAGAUGACCGAUAUCAUCAACCAGCCCAUCUUCCUGACCCAUUUCCCCGUCGAGAUCAAGGCCUUCUACAUGAAGAAAGACCCCGAGGACCUGCGCGUGACCGAGAGCGUCGACGUGCUGAUGCCCGGCGUCGGCGAGAUCGUCGGCGGCAGCAUGAGGAUGGACGACUGGGAUGAGCUCAUGGCCGCCUAUGCGCGACAGGGCAUGGAUCCGACCCCGUACUACUGGUAUACCGAUCAGAGGAAAUAUGGAACUUCUCCACACGGCGGCUACGGCCUUGGUCUUGAACGUUUCCUCGCUUGGAUGUGUGGCCGGUACACCGUGCGCGAGUGCUGUCUCUAUCCCCGCUUCACGGGACGAUGCACGCCAUGA